This is a messenger RNA of Girardinichthys multiradiatus, 7202 nucleotides long. RefSeq names its product liprin-alpha-3-like. Bases 306 to 4010 code for a protein of 1234 amino acids. Gene Ontology annotation, biological process: synapse organization. The transcript has 30 exons. NCBI's taxonomy places the organism in Eukaryota, Metazoa, Chordata, Actinopteri, Cyprinodontiformes, Goodeidae. Gene Ontology annotation, cellular component: presynaptic active zone. The record is from RefSeq and is a predicted model, not a curated record. Gene Ontology annotation, molecular function: protein binding.
UCUGGCAUCCCAAUAAACCCUGGAGCCAAGGGGUCAAAGGUCUCUCACUAAAAAAACGCAUCUGUCCCUCUCAUCCCUGCACCCCUCUUCACCCUGUUCCCUAAUCCCUAAUCCACACAUUCUUACCCCAUCUUCAAUCUGUUCCACCUAGUUUCCCUCACAAAUUUCCCUUACAUCCUGAGAUAAAACCCCUCCCAACAAACAAGAUAUACUAGCAGCUGUACUUUUCAUGACGAGAAAGAAGCUCUUCAGCAGACCAUCCUAGACAUCUCCUGUGAUAACUCCUCUCACUCCCAGGCCUCACGAUGAUGUGCGAGGUGAUGCCCACCAUCUCAGAGGAUGGGCGAGGAGGAGGAGGGGGUGGCUCGUCCUCUCCGGCGAGUGGCACAGGAGGGAUGGGUGGUGGGAUGGGAGUCUAUGGAAGCCGAGAUCGUAGCAGUGGUGGCGGUGGUGGAGGAGGAGGUGAUGAAGGGGGAAGCACGGGCAACUUGGAGUCGUUAAUGGUGAACAUGCUGACGGAGAGGGAGAGGCUGCUGGAGAGCCUGAGGGAGACGCAGGAAAGUCUUGGGACGGCACACCUUCGCCUGCGAGAGCUGGGCCACGAGAAGGAGUCUCUGCAGAGGCAGCUGUCUAUCGCCUUGCCACAGGAGUUCGCAGUGCUGACCAAAGAGCUGAACCUGUGCCGGGAACAGCUGCUGGAGAGGGAAGAAGAGAUAUCCGAGCUGAAGGCGGAGAGAAACAACACACGACUGCUCCUUGAACACCUGGAGUGCCUGGUGUCCCGCCACGAGCGCAGCCUGAGGAUGACUGUGGUGAAGAGGCAGGCCCAGUCUCCCGCCGGAGUCUCCAGCGAGGUGGAAGUCCUGAAAGCCCUCAAGUCCCUGUUUGAGCACCACAAAGCGCUGGAUGAGAAGGUGCGGGAAAGACUACGGGUGGCGCUGGAGCGUGUGGCAGUACUAGAGGAAGAGCUGCAGUCUUCUUCCCAAGAGGUGGUGUCUUUAAGGGAACAAAUGAAACGAAGGCAGCAAGGACUAGACAAUGGCAAAGAGCGGCUUCCCAAUGGACCGUCCUCCAUCCUGGAUGACGGUGACAUCGACCGACAAAGAGAGGGCGAGCUCGAGCGGCAGAGGUCAGAGCUGGGACAGCUGAAGGAGAGGCUGGCUCUCAUGUGCAGACAGGUUGGUGAGAUCGAGGAGCAGCUCACAUCUGCCAGGAGGGAGCUGGCCCGAUCCGAGGAGGCCAAUCAGAAACUACAGAGGGAUCUAAAGGAGGCGCUUUGUCAAAGGGAAGACAUGGAGGAGAGAAUUACCACAUUAGAGCGCAGGUACCUGAGUGCCCAGAGGGAGGCGACGUCUCUCCAUGACAUAAAAGACAAACUGGAAAACGAGUUGGCCAGCAAGGAGUCUCUACACAGACAGAGCGAGGAGAAAAACCGGCAGCUUCAGGAGCGUCUGGACGAUGCCAAACAGAAGCUGCAGCAAACCCUGCAGAGGGCCGAGACGUUGCCGGAGAUCGAAGCCCAGCUUGCUCAGAGAGUGGCAGCACUCAACAAGGCAGAGGAGCGUCAUGGCAACUUUGAGGAGCGGCUGCGACAGAUGGAGGCACAACUGGAGGAGAAGAACCAGGAGCUACAGAGAGCGAGACAGAGGGAACGGAUGAAUGAUGAACACAACAAGCGUCUCUCUGACACGGUGGACAAACUGCUGUCCGAAUCAAACGAGAGGCUGCAGCUUCAUCUGAAGGAGAGGAUGGCUGCUCUGGAGGAGAAGAAUGCUCUAUCUGAGGAACUGUCCAAUAUGAAGAAACUCCAAGAUGAUCUGUUGGCAAAUAAGGACCAGCUGAUAGCAGAGCUAGAGCGUCUUCAGCUGGAGGUCGAUCAGCUUAGAGCUCGACCCGGAGGCUCCUAUUCCAGCCGCUCUUUGCCAGGCAGUGCCUUGGAGCUGAGGUAUUCCCAUGGAGGCGGGUCCCUCCCAGCAGGAUCUACCACUCACCUAGAUCACUUCGGUAAUGCCUCCAGUGGGGGUGUGGGCAGACGAAGCCACAGGGCCCGCUGGAGCACAGCCCAUGAGGACUCAAGCAAGUACCCAGACUGGGAGAGCGGGGCUCUGCUGAGAACUGGGUACGAGCAGAGCAUGGACGUGGGCUGCUCUGAUGACGAGGACGAUGGGGAGCCUCGUUUUGAACUUCUUUCUCCCAGUGGACAGACAGACGUGCAAACCCUUGCCAUCAUGCUGCAGGAACAGCUGGAGGCCAUCAAUAAGGAGAUCAAGCUGAUCCAGGAGGAGAAGGAGAACACAGAGCUGCGGGCUGAGGAAAUCGAGAGCCGGGUCAGCGUAGCGUUGGACAGCCCACCUAUACCUCCCUCCUCCUUGAGCAGAGACAGUACAGAAAGGGGCUUCAUCCCAUCAUCCAUCACAUCCUCCACACUGGCCUCCCCAUCUCCCCCCAGCUCUGGACACUCCACUCCUCGCCUGCCUCAUUCCCCAGCCCGUGAAACAGAUAGACAGAAUAACAGAGAGGACGACCGAUCCCUUGCUCUUCUCGACUCCACGCCUCCUCCAACUCCUCGUGCGCUGCGAUUAGACAGAAUGAACCUCACCCAUCCGGGCGCGAUGCUUGACGACCCCCGGGAGUUUCGCAGCCUUUCUGCAGAUGGCAGCAGCUCCAACAGCAGUCAAGAUUCUCUCCACAAGCCCAGUAAGAAGAAAAGCAUCAAGUCUUCUAUUGGUCGGCUUUUUGGGAAAAAGGAGAAAGGAAGGUUGGGCCAACCUGGUCGUGAUGGAUCUGCUUCUCUUGCAUCUACACCCUCUGAAGACCUCGGAUCUGGAGACACAAUGGGGAUAAACAAGACAGGAACUCUUGGUCCAGCAGAUAAAGACCGUCGCAGCAAAAAGAAACAUGAACUACUAGAAGAAGCUUGUCGCCAAGGACAGCCAUUUGCAUCUUGGGAUGGACCUACUGUUGUGUCUUGGUUAGAGUUGUGGGUGGGUAUGCCCGCCUGGUACGUCGCGGCGUGUCGUGCCAAUGUAAAGAGCGGUGCGAUCAUGGCAAACCUGUCGGACACAGAAAUCCAGAGGGAGAUCGGCAUCAGUAACCCGCUCCACCGCCUCAAACUGCGCCUGGCCAUCCAGGAGAUGGUGUCCCUCACCAGCCCAUCUGCCCCAGCCAGCACACGCUCUUCCACCAGUAAUGUGUGGAUGACUCACGCGGAGAUGGAGUCUCUGAAUGCUGCCACCAAACCUCCGGAGCUAAAGGAGUUCAGCUGGGACCAGAUACUGGCCUACGGUGAUAUGAAUCAUGAGUGGGUGGGUAAUGACUGGCUGCCCAGCCUGGGCCUACCCCAGUAUCGCAGCUAUUUCAUGGAGUCCCUGGUGGAUGCACGCAUGCUGGACCACCUAACCAAGAAGGAGCUGAGAGGACAGCUGAAGAUGGUGGACAGCUUUCACAGGGUCAGUUUGCAUUAUGGCAUCAUGUGCCUCAAGCGUCUGAAUUACGACCGCAAGGAGCUGGAAAGGAGGAGGGAGGAGAGCGCUCACCAGAAUAAAGAUGUGAUGGUGUGGUCCAAUGAGCGUGUGAUGUGCUGGGUGCAGAGCAUUGGUCUAAAAGAGUACGCAGAUAACCUCAGAGAGAGUGGCGUCCACGGCGCUCUGCUGGCUUUAGAUGACACAUUUGACUACACCGACCUGGCCCUGUUGCUGCAGAUCCCCAAUCAGAACACACAGGCCAGACAGGUACUGGAGCAGGAGUACAACUCUCUCAUCUCCAUGGGAACUGAGAGACGACCUGAUGAGGAUGGAACCAAGACGUUCACCCGCUCGCCAUCCUGGAGGAAGAUGUUUAGGGAGAAAGACCUCCGGGGCGUGACCUCAGACUCUGCCGAGACGCUGCCCGCUAACUUCCGUGCCUCAGCCAUCUCCACACCCUCAGUUACCCUGAGAAAGGUUCAGAGUGACGCAGCCUGCUCUGGUGCCCGGGGUGAAUCUGCCUCAGUGAGGACGUACUCCUGUUGAGCUGCUGAGGGUGUUGAAUGGAUUGGGACUAAAGGACCCUCUCGCUCAUCCACGAAGAACGAAGCAAUGACUUUACCAUUUAACCUAAAAGUAAACCUGGGAAUUCUGCAAUAACAGUAGCAAAGGACAAAAUGGGAAAAUGACAUGAAGAAUGUAUAAACUUGUUCUCAGAUUUAGAGGGUUGAAUCGGAUCGGCUGUUUUCUCUCUCCGUCUCUCCCUCUGUCUCCUGCGCUGUAGGGAGAUACCGCCGGCGUUGUUUAGGCCAGGGCAGGAUUUCUGUCGGCCUCUACACUCAGUCAGCAAAGGGCUCAUUUUCCCACCUGCAGAGUAAGAUCUCCCUGUGCCAUUUAUCAUCUUACAGUUUCAAACAUCAGAACCUCUGCUCGACAACAAGGGCCGGGCCAGAAACUGAACUUAUUGUUAUGUUUGGAUUUAGAGGGUGUUAAAACUGUAAAGUGAUUCUGGGAGAGAGACAGACAGAAGCGACACCGGCACUCCUUUUUUCGCUGGUGUGCAGUUUCAGCAAUCGUGGCCCUUUUUGUUGGCCUCUAUGGUCCCCACCAGGAUCGGGUGGUGUGGUAAAACAUGUCUGAAUUCAGACCAACAUUUAUGUCCUGCCACAUCAGAGGUCCAUUGUCUGUUGGCACCUUGAAAGCGGAUAGUGAUGUCUUUUGAAGGGGCAUCAAAGGAACAAAUCUGGAGGGGUAACAGCCGAUCACAUUUUGUCUGCGGCAGGAAACCAGCUUAAGCACUAAGGGUGCCACUUUGUCUCAAGAGACUUUUACAGGGUUCCUCAAAGUUUUGCUUUUAUGAUCCUUAAUUGGGUUUAUUUUGAUUAUUUAGACUCCACUCGUGCUGAGCACAAAUACAAAGCCUUCAAAUAAAUUUGCUUUUCACUGCAGUAGCAUAAUCUCAAACCAAAAAAUAUAGAAAAAUCCAAUAUUCCAUGUAAGUACAUUUAUUGAGACCAUUAAGUAAUAAUUAUUACAGCGAUAAGAUUAAAAUUCAGCUUUUCGAGACAAACACGCCUGUCUGCACUUCAUGCCCACUGUCAGGUUCAGUGAAGGAUCUGUGAUGCUGCGGGCCUGUUUCUCUUCCAGGGGUCCCGGGAACCUUGCCAGGGUGCAUGACACCAUGAAUUCUUAAAAAUAUAAAGAAAUUUUAAAUAAAAAAAAUCUGAUUACCUCCAUCAGUAAACUGAAAUGGGUUUUUAAUUAAGCCUUUCAUUCAACAAAUCCACACAUAAAUGAAUGUCCUUUUAAAUCCUCUCUUAAUGAUGCUAAUGUAAUAAAAGAUUAAUUUAUUUAAAGAAAUUUUACACAUCUUCACCAAGGGUGACUUUAGUUUUGGGGAAAGCUGUAGCUUUCUUUAGGAAACAAUCCUAAAGUCAAAGCAGAAAAACUCUUUCUGUUAUGUUAUAGAUUUAUGUUAGAGGUUCUAGUAAGUUUUAAAACCAGUUUCAGCCUUGAUAUAAAGAUAACAGAGCCCAUAAACUUUUAUAUAAGAAAAGAAAUAUAAUACAUUGUUGUAUUCAUUUUUUUCAGUACAAAGAAAUUUAAAGUGAAACAAAAAAUAUUUUUUUGUAUAAGUGACUUUAAAAAUGAUUACAGAUAGAACUAUAGUGAGGUAUUUACAUCCUCUAUACUAAGUAAUACGUUUACAGUACAUUCUGCCUAAACUAUCAGAAACUGCUAACAAAAAGACAUUUUAUUUUAUAUCAUUUUAACAUAUUUACAAAUAGUUUAUUUUCUUUAUAGAAUUUUGUUUUGGAGCUGCACUAUAGCUAAUGACAAGGCAUGUAUGGGAUAUCCUGGCCUUAAUGGUGACAUUUUAACCCUUAAAAUAAAAAAAUGCAUAAUCAUUGGAUAUAUUAAAUAUGCUUUAUUUAAUUCCAAAAGUAAAUGAAGCAGUAUUUUCUUAUUUUUACCUGUAGAUUGUUUGUCUUAGUGGGUAAAUAGGACGUUUUCUGUCACACUUGAAGUGCUUCUGGUGAUUUAGUUCAGUGGGUACCAAAGCUGGGGUCGGGGCCCCACCGGGGGGCAGGAAUCUUGUGGACCUAUUCAGAAAUUAAAGUAAAAUUAAAUAACAAAAAUACUUAAUAUUUAUGCUAGAAAUCGUAUAAGAGAGAGAAAAACAAUAACUUAAAAAUAGUUAAUAGAGAUAUAUUUACUGUUGGCGAGGUUUGUGCUGCCAUUAUGCCCCUGUAUACCUGACUGAGUUAUAGUUAACCAGUAGUUGCGGUUAAAAGUCUCUUUAAAACUGUUAUCUUGUUCAUCAGAAGCUGAAAUGUUUGGAACCACUGAUUUAGUGUUUGAACACCAAAGGUUUCUGUAAAGAGAAAGUUGACUCUAAAUACUCAACAUACCAAACACUACAAAAGAUAUGCUAGCUAUCUUACCAGUUUUACCUGGUAAGAAUCAAGACCUCCACCAAGUCGAUAUUAAGUUUCUGACUCAUCGGCUGGGAGCUUAUCCUGACAUAGAUGGAGCCGACAGAGAGACAAAACCAGCUGAUCCAAGAGGAUGAAAAGCAAAAACAUGGACGGAAGCCGGUCAUUUUACUACACACACAAGCCAUAACAGAAACGAAGAGCUCUCUGGGGAGGUGAGAUUACAGAGAGGGGAGCCUGAGGAAGCCCAGAAUACAAAACCUUUAGCCUCUGUGUUUACGAUGCAUGUCCAAUAACGACAAUGACCUAAAAAACAUUUUUUUUUGGUAGUGAAGAUGAUAUGAGGUGUCGUUAAAAAACUAUAUCUGUAUGAUAAACCUACAGGGUGGGUUGGGUUGUGGGGUCUGGGGCAACCCGGGGGAAUCAAAUUUGUAAGAUGUGUGUAUUUUUUUCAGUUGUAUUUUAUUAUUUUUUUUACGAUAACUAUUUAUUUUCUUCAGGUGUGUAUUGGAUAAAUGUAUGUACAUGUUCGGUUUUGUUCUUUACUUUGUUUGGACAAGUUUCAAGAGUAACUAUGAGACAUUGAGAAAUGUCAUUCAAAUACGCUGACGUAAAUGUAAACAUUUUGAGAACAAACUGUCCAAUGAUUUAACAGAUUUCCAUGAUUCCAGUGAUAGUAAAAAAACUGAAAAUAUCAUCUGAAAAAUAAAGAAUAAUAUUGACAAUGAUGAUGAUGAAAACGGUGAUGUAAAAUAAAACAAUAAAUAAGGCAAUCCAGGUGGAUUUGCUGAUAAUCAUACAA